Molecule: messenger RNA, 1499 nt
Organism: Hirundo rustica (Barn swallow)
Lineage: Eukaryota; Metazoa; Chordata; Aves; Passeriformes; Hirundinidae
Gene: DHODH
Product: dihydroorotate dehydrogenase (quinone)
Exons: 8
Coding region: 325-1482 (385 amino acids)
Biological process (GO): UMP biosynthetic process; 'de novo' pyrimidine nucleobase biosynthetic process
Cellular component (GO): cytoplasm; mitochondrial inner membrane
Molecular function (GO): dihydroorotate dehydrogenase activity
Source: RefSeq, a predicted model, not a curated record
GCGAUGAGCGGCUUUACGCGGCGGUGAUGCCCGCGCUCCGGGUGCUUCCCCCUGAGGCCGCCCACGGCCUGGCUUUGCGCGCCGCCGCCCUCGGAUUGCUGCCCUCCACCCGUCCCGACGGCCCCGCGCUGGGCAGGGGAGGCGGCCGGGUCUGUCAGGAGGGUUGUUGGAGCGAGGCAUUGGCAAUAGUUCCUGGAGUCUCUGGGCUCUGACCCAGCCCCAGCCCCUCAGGAGGUGCGAGUCCUCGGGCAUCGAUUCUGCAACCCAUUGGGCCUGGCUGCUGGCUUCGACAAGCAGGGUGAGGCUGUGGACGGGCUGUACAAGAUGGGCUUUGGUUUUGUGGAAGUGGGGACUGUCACGCCCAAAUCCCAGGAAGGGAACCCCAAGCCCAGGGUCUUCCGUCUGGCAGAGGACGAGGCAGUCAUCAACAGGUAUGGAUUCAACAGCCAUGGCCACGUUGCGGUGGAGCGCAGGCUGCGAGCCCGCCAGGAGACACAGAUCAGGCUCACUAGGGGUGCUCUGGCCAUUGGGUGGUGGUUGGUCGUGCUGCCCUGGUUCAGCUGUGUCUGUGUUCCAGCUGGGAUGCCUCUUGGAGUCAACCUGGGCAAGAACAAGAGUUCUACCGAUGCUGUAGCUGACUAUGUGGCUGGGGUCCGGACACUGGGCCCCUUGGCUGACUACCUUGUUGUGAACGUGUCCAGCCCGAACACCCCAGGGCUGCGGGACCUGCAGGGCAAGGCUGAGCUGCGGGACCUGCUGAGCAAGGUGCUGGCGGAGAGGGACCUGCUGCCCUGCGAGCGUAAGCCAGCCGUGCUGGUGAAGAUUGCCCCUGACCUCACUGCACAGGACAAGCAGGACAUCGCCAGCGUUGUCUGUGAGGUAGGUGUGGAUGGGCUGAUAGUCAGCAACACCACUGUGAGCCGCCCCAGCAGCCUCCGGAGCAGGCAGCGCCUGGAGCAUGGGGGCCUCAGUGGGAAGCCUCUGCGGGAGCUCUCCACACAGACCAUCAGGGAGAUGUAUGCUCUCACUCAAGGCCGGGUUCCCAUUAUUGGCGUGGGUGGGGUGAGCAGUGGGCAGGAUGCUCUAGAGAAGAUCCGUGCCGGAGCCUCGCUUGUGCAGCUGUACACAGCACUUGUGUACCACGGGCCACCAGUGGUGGGGGCAGUGAAGCGGGAACUGGAGGAGCUGCUGAGGGCUUCAAGAACGUCAUGGAGGCAGUUGGAGCAGAUCACCGCUGCUGACGCACUGCAGAAUGAAGGUCUAGCUGGGAAGAGCCAUGGUGGAGCAGGGAUGGAUGUGACAGUUCCAGUGCUGGGCAGACUGGGACUAAGACGAGGUCCUGGUUCUAGCUGCUGGGAAGGGUCUGAUGGAUGGAGCAGAGGCUGCACUGGUGGAGAGCAGGGGACAGGGCUUUCACAACAGUGCUGCUUUUCAGGGCUGUGUUUUGGCUUCCCUGUGGACAGCAGAACUGAUUGUCAAUAAACAUUUGGCUCACCUGG